This is a messenger RNA of Aplysia californica (California sea hare), 706 nucleotides long. RefSeq names its product tetratricopeptide repeat protein 25-like. Bases 119 to 688 code for a protein of 189 amino acids. Gene Ontology annotation, cellular component: cytoplasm. The record is from RefSeq and is a predicted model, not a curated record. Gene Ontology annotation, molecular function: protein binding. Lineage: Eukaryota; Metazoa; Mollusca; Gastropoda; Aplysiida; Aplysiidae. The transcript has 4 exons.
GAGAUAGAUGAUUUGCAAAUACCACCCAACCCCUCAAAAAAUUUAAAAAUAAAAGAAACCACCCCCCCAAAAAAAAAAUUAUUUAAAAAUAAAACAACCAACAACAAACAAACAACCUAUGAUUAUAAUUUGCAUUAAGUUCAGUAACCUUCACUUGGUUCCACAGGCGGUCUACCAGAAGGCGGAGAUCCACUACAGACAGGGGCAUUACGAGAUGGCCUUGAUGACCUUCAACAGGGGUCACAAACUUAACCCCAGCGCCCCGGGGUUCUCGGAAGGCGUGCAGAAGGCACAGCACGCUUUGGACAUAAUGACCGCAGGUAGAUCCAUGAAAACAACAGUCGUGGGAGACUUGUCCCUAUUUCUUCCUAAAAAGAACGCAAACGUCCAAGGGACAAAGAGAAACCUUCCCCAGCUGACUAGCAGAAGUGAUGACCUCCGAGUUCCUAGCCCAGGCUUCCGGAAAAGACAUGGGACGCUGCUGUUGCAGGUCCAGAAGCGACCCCACCCAGUCAUGGGCCAGCCCGACUACGGUAACAGUGACCGGAUGCAUGGUGUGAGCUUGGUAGAUGACAAGGCAAUGAAAGAGAUUCUCGGGCAGCUGUACGACGACAAAGAGUACUUCGAACGGAUCCUCAGGAAAGCCGGUCUGUAUCGAAUUUUUCCGAUGUUAUUUAAACGCCUAUAAAAGUCCUGCAGCGAGCAC